Messenger RNA from Myxocyprinus asiaticus (Chinese sucker), 7300 nucleotides. RefSeq names its product AP2-associated protein kinase 1-like. NCBI's taxonomy places the organism in Eukaryota, Metazoa, Chordata, Actinopteri, Cypriniformes, Catostomidae. The transcript has 21 exons. The coding region runs from base 842 to 3511 and encodes 889 amino acids. Gene Ontology annotation, biological process: protein phosphorylation. The record is from RefSeq and is a predicted model, not a curated record. Gene Ontology annotation, molecular function: protein kinase activity; ATP binding.
UCUUCCGGCGUGUUUUCCGGUUAGCUGGCGCAUCUGCAGCAUCAGAAGCCGCAGACGGGACUCGCCAUGAAUAACACGUUCAUUUUUGCCUGAAUUUGAUUCUCUCCGCUUAAAUCAAACCGCAUCCGUUCACCGUUCACCGGCAGGCCUCUGACAGCAGCGCGCGGAUGAAACCUUUCACGCGCCUGUGCGGUUUUAGCAAGAAUGCUAGUGUUAGCGCUUAGCUGCCUGUGUGUUGAUUAUAAAUAAUUAUUUUUUCACCAAAUAAGUGACUAAUAUAUGUGAGUAUGGGCGUUUAGCGUAUAAAAACAGCCGUUAGUCUGAUUAAUAUCCGCAUGUCAUCUGUUUUUCUGUGAAAAGUGGGUGAUUUAUCAGAGGUUUAAAUGAACUGCACAGCUGGCUGAUGAUGGAUGCUUUGACUUUCCUCCAUCUCAACAAUCAUUUCUGUUUACUUCACGUUUGAAGACUAAAUUUACUGCUGGACUUGAAUGUUUACAUUUGAUUUGAGCUGGAUUUUCAUGUUAAUAUCGUGAUAAGGACAUGCGUGCUUUUAUAUAAACACUAGACACCUGAAUAAACCAUAUCAGGCCAGUUGAGUAACAGUUAUAUGCUGUUUAUGUAGAUGUUUGGUGAUGUUUUAAUUGAUAUGAAUAUUUAUUGAUAUUGUUUCCUGGAUAAACGGUUCAUAAUAGCUGUCAUAGCACAAUCUUUGGGCUGUCAGUCCAUGUUUGACAGUCACAGCUGAUCAAAACCUCUGGCACCAGAAAAACCCACUACAGCUUUUCAUUGAUUUAUUUGAUCUGAGAGUCAGAUAAACAGUAAGUGAGAUCUGAGAUACAUCAUGAAGAAGUUCUUUGACUCCCGGAGGGAGCUGGUGGGCUCUGGACCCGGUUCUGGAGGGGGAGUUGGAGGUUCUGGAUCCAUCAGUGGUGUCGGUGGGAAUUUCAUCGGACGUGCGUUCACUGUAGGAAGACACCAGGUCACCGUAGAAGAAACUCUGGCAGAAGGCGGUUUUGCAAUCGUGUUCCUGGUGCGGACUAAUCAGGGGGUGCGCUGCGCCCUUAAAAGGAUGUAUGUCAACAACGAAUAUGACUUGCAGGUUUGCAAGCGUGAGAUCCAGAUCAUGCGGGAUCUCUCUGGUCAUAAGAACAUUGUUGGUUUCCUGGACUCCAGCAUCACGGCUGUAGGGGGUGGAGACGUAUGGGAGGUGUUUAUUCUCAUGGACUUCUGCAGAGGUGGUCAAGUGGUGAACCUGAUGAAUCAGCAUUUACAGACGGGCUUCAGCGAACAGGAAGUACUUCAGAUUUUCUGUGACACGUGUGAGGCUGUUGCACGUCUGCACCAGUACAAAACUCCCAUAAUCCACCGAGACCUCAAGGUGGAGAACAUCCUCUUACAUGAUCGAGGACACUAUGUUCUGUGUGAUUUUGGCAGCGCCACUAUGAAGUUCCAAAACCCACAGAGUGAAGGAGUCACAGUGGUGGAGGAUGAAAUUAAAAAGUAUACCACCCUGUCCUAUCGUGCUCCAGAAAUGGUGAACCUAUACAAUGGAAAAAUCAUCACCACCAAAGCUGAUGUCUGGGCCCUGGGCUGUCUGCUCUAUAAACUCUGUUUCUUCACAUUGCCCUUCGGUGAGAGUCAGGUGGCCAUCUGUGAUGGCAGUUUCACCAUUCCAGACAAUUCCCGCUACUCCCAGGAUAUGCACCGUCUUAUUCGGUACAUGCUGGAACCGGACCCUGAUAAGAGGCCUGACAUUUAUCAGGUGUCCUACUUUGCUUUCAAACUGGCCCGGCGGGACUGCCCUGUCCAAAACGUCAAGAAUUCUCCCAUUCCUGCUAAACUUCCUGAGCCAAUUCGAGCGAGUGAAGCAGCCGCAAAGAAGAGCCAAACACAGACCAAGGCGAGACUCACAGACCCCAUUCCUACCACUGAAACUUCCAUCACUCCACGGCAACGGCCCAAAGCAGCACAAUCCCAGCCUCAGGCACUAGGGAGCAUCCUGCCCAUCCAGCCUGCUGCCCUCACCCCACGCAAGAGAGCCAACUUGCCAGCUGGGGUAGCCCAGCCUAUAGCUGUCAGUUUGAAUUUGGCUCAGCCAGCUGCAACUCUUCAGUCUCAGAAAGCCCAGGUGUCUCCAGCUCCUCAGCAGAAAACGCCUGUGCAGCCAAUCCCAGUCCCAGAUGCGGCUGCAGGAGGAGGAGCCGUUCCAGCUGCAGCUACUAGCCCCACCCCUCAGAAAGCUGUAGCAACCCCGCCCCCAUCUAGCCCUGCUCCGCCCACCGCACCCGCACGGAGCGCCCGUCGUAAGCAGGCAUCAGUGGCCCCUCAGCAACAGCCAGUGUCUGGUCAGUCGGCUGGUGCCCUGCCUCCAGCACUGGUGGAGCCUGCAGCGGUACCCCCCACUGUCCAGCAGCCCGCCCUUCAAUCUCAGCUCUGCCAAGAGAAGGCGGAGGAGAGGUCUGCAGCCCCUGGCCUGUCCCAGACUCCUCCCUCUUCCCCAAAGAUGGCCCAGAAGGCGGGGCAUAGACGCAUCCAGAGUGAUGUCACCCAAAGUGCUAUUUUCGGAGUGCCGGUCAGUCAGUCCACUCAGCAGCUGCUGGCAGCCACAGCAGAGGCCAGCCUUAACAAGUCCAAGUCAGCUAGUACCACCCCAUCAAACUCCCCACAGUCCUCUCAACAGAGUGUGUACCAGCCUGCCCAGCAGGGUGGCUCUGCCCCCCAGGCACCUGCUUUAGCUGCUGGCCUGGCCAGCCCACCAGACCAACCCCCCUGGAAUCCCUUUGGCGACGAUAAUUUCUCCAAACUUACGGCUGAGGACCUACUCAACAAAGACUUCACCAAGCUAACUGACGAGCUUGUAGAACCUCUUAUUGCCACCACUGAGAGUCUUAUUCCUGGGCUGGAGGCUGCAGAACCUGCUCCUCAGUCUGUUGCUGAAAGACCUUCUGACAUUCUGGGUUUGGAAUCGGCUGCUGGUUUGCUAGCUGUGCCAGAAAAGCUGAUAGAGGGCCUGAAGUCUCCAGACACCUCUCUAAUGCUGCCUGAUCUGCUGUCCAUGGCCGACCCCUUUGGCAGCUCCAUGGAUGACAACACUAAUGCUAAAACUGAAAUGUGUUUGGACUCUCUGAUACCUGGCUUGGAGCCCCCGCAGUCUCAGCUGUACCCUGUGGAGAUGGAGCAGACAUCUAAAACGCUGGCAGGCCCUUUGAUUGGAGAGGAGUCCCUGCUGGGCAGUUCUCUCCCCUCUGGCUGUGCCACCUGCCUGGAUGACUUUGUGCCUGUUUCGGGAGGCACCUCCCAGAACAUACCAGCUGCAGACUCCUGUUUGAUCUCAGGCUUUGAGGCUCCAGGCUCUGAGGCAGCCAAUGAAGAUGAAUUUGACCCCAUUCCAGUACUGGUCUCCAAAAACUCCCAAGGAGGUCACUCUCGCAGUAACAGUGGCAGCUCUGAGUCCAGCCUGCCCAACCUGGCCUGCUCCCUGAUGCUGGUGGACCAGCUCAUCGAUCUCUAGACCUUGCCUAUAUUUCUGCUCUGCUGAAGAUGACACCAACCGCUGUAGUCUUCUGCCUUUAACCACAAAUCUCUCCUGCUAUCCAUUGUCCUAUCCUGCAAUGGUCCAUUUCUUUCUUUAAUCACUUAUGAAGUCCUCCCUCCUCUUUGAUUUCAUCAUUCUUCUUCAUCCCAUCACUUGAGUUUCCUCUAUCACAUCAUAGGUUUUAUGUUCUUUUCUUGCCACUAAUGUACAUCGGUUCUUUCCAUCAUCAUCAUCGCUCAUUUGAUUUGAUGUAUUCAGCAUUUCUCCCCAUGCCAUUUACUUUCCUGAUAAAUUUUCGUUUCACUUUUUGCUUCGAGUCUGGUGUGUUGAUUCGACAGGCUCAAAUCCGGUUUUCUGGCAUUCGUGCAUUUCAUACCUGUACUUCUUGUGGACACAUACAUGAGUGUCACACAUUUCCCUGCCAAGUCAAGAGUGCAACCCUUAAAAAGCAGAUAUUUGCCAGAUCUUCUUUGUUCUCUUUAGUCCAGAUUGGCUUUGCAUACAAUCUUAGCUGUCUCUUCAGUAGCACUAAGGAAACUCGUCUCCAGAUUAAACUAAAUGUUUUUUUUUUUUUUAAGACUCAUGCAGUUGGUUCCUUGCAAACAGAGAUUAAAGUACAAAGUGAACCAAAUGUUUACAGAGAGGAUACAUUUUGGGUGGAUAUUUACUGAUUGGCAGGUAGGCAAGCAAGAAUUUAUUUUCAUUCUGGACUGACUGCAGGGUACGAACAGAUAUGAGGGUGAAUCUCACUAAAUCUGUCAAGAACAUGUCCGGAAACAUAUUUCACCCCAAAAUCAAAAGAAAGACAUAAGAUAUUAUACAUUGCCUAUAUAAAAUGAAGCCUAUUUUUUUAGACCAUUAUGAUUACAAUCAAGAGAUAAAAUAACUUCAUAUAUCAAAAUAAUCACCAUAAAUGGUAAUUUACCCACAAACUUGAGAGAAAAAUGUCUGGAAUAAUGGAAUAAUGUUACAAUGCAAAAAAUUUAUUGAUCAAAAAAAUUGCCUUCAAUUCCUUUAUCCAAAGGAAAUAAUUUUGUAUUUGUUUUCUAUUGAUUUUUGGAUAAAUGUGACCUGGACAUGUUUAUGUAAGAUUUACUCAUAAAGGGAUGUAAAGUCUUUAAAUUUUUUAAAAUUAAAAUAAUAAUAAUUUCAAGUGCUACAAAAUCUGUGCAAAGUCAGAGAACAAUAACUAGAAUUUCCUCAUUACCAUCAUCAACACUUGUUCACUCUUUCCACGGCUUAUUAUCAUAUUCUGUUAUUUCUUUGUAAAUACCACUAUCGAUGUUGUACGUUGGUUCCAAGCAAUGUAAAUUGUUGUAUAUCUGCAGUAUCAGACUCUCCAGCCCUAAAGAGUGAUUUGUUCCUCCUGUGUACAAAGCAUCUGUUCAAAAUGUCCAACAAUUCCCUCUUAAAUCCCUGUUCCUAGACCGUAGUAUCCAUUAUGAGAAAAAUGUAAAAGAAAUAUUUCAUAUACAGUUAAGAUUCUAUAUGAAAAUGAAUAGAGUGUUAGAGAAUGAAUGUUUGAAACGAGUAUCCAUAUAAAAAUGCAGAUAUGUGUAUAUGAGUCAUAUGAAACCUAUUUAAGAGGAAACUUUAUCUCUUUGUUCUGUGUGUUGAGCUGUGUUUGCGAAUGUAAAUUGUCAGUUUCAUCUUCUAAUGGCCAGAUCAUCAUCGACGAACAGACACAAAUGAGAAAAGAGGACAAUCUAUAAACCACCCUGUGAAGUGCAUUUGCACAGCCCAGUUUGACGUCAUUUGUGCUGAUUGCAAACAAAUUGACUGGAUUUGUUUUUGUUGCCUUUUUCCGCAGACAUUUAUUGUCAGCUGGUUUUAGUCUAGAGGUGAAAAUGCUCUACAAUCUUGAAUCCUUAACGCUGUACGUAUCCAUUCAUCCUCCUGACUACGCCAACGCUCUUCAAGGGAUCAACCAAGCCAUGCUUUCUCGCACAUUUCUUGUGUAUCAGAUGCAUAUCAAAGCAUGGCAGUGUUUAUGAAUAUGAAGUUAAGACAUGUCUGUGGCCAAUCUUCAUAUCAGUACUGUACGUAUGUGUGUGUGUGUGUGUGUGUGUGUGUAUGUAUGUAUGUGUGGACGUAAGGUAAAUAAAUAGCUAGUCUUAGUUGUCGAAAGUGGUGAGGUCAUUGUGUCUUUAACAUGGUUUAUCAGCAUGGGUCAGACAGCUGGACUUGCUGCAGGCACCUCUGUUUUAAGCACCGGUCUUCUUUCAUUCACUGAGAGUUAUUAGGCAUUGAAGAGAAAAUUGGCUGUGACAGUGGCUGUUUGUUCACUUGAAGAUCCAUAAGAGCAACUGCAGUAGGGCUGGGCGGUGUCACAGUAGAAAUGUGUAAAUUGGUAGAGAUUUUGCCAUACCGUUGCCAUAGAUCUUGUUUCCUGUAUACAUGCGGCUCGGUCAGUAAGCAGCUUUCUCCACAGCAAUGUAUUUUCCCCACAAUGCUGGUUUAAAUAACAAACAUGAUGGAUGAUGGCACUUUGUUUUCUGUUGCUUUGAUUUAUUUCCAGAUGUCCCACAGUUGCUACUGUGUUUGUUUCCUUGAAUUUACAUUGCGACCUGCAGCGCCACUGUGCUGCAGUAGUGGGGUUUUCCUCUCUCGUCAUACUACAGGGUACCCCUGGUGCACUUCUUUAAAAACCUAUAAGAACGCUUCUUAUGCGUUCACAUGGCAACAUUAGCCGCAUUAUCCGACCGAAACCUAGGUGUGUUAAACUGCUUUCUCCUAAUCCAUUAAACAGUGUGAGGGAAACGGCAUUUGCACACACGACGUUUCAGGAGGUCGCUUUCUGCAAAUCCUGAAAAGCCAUUUUCUUAAGUGCAUGUAAGCGGGGUCAGUGCUGUGUUUGGCACAACACAAAGAAGUGCUUAUUUAUUUAGGCUGCUGAUUAACCUUGCAACUUGAUGCUUUAAUAGAUAAUUUAAUUGAUGCGCCAUCACAGGUGUAAACUAUUUUACUACUUUGAAUUGAACGACUUGUAAUUGAACCGCUUCAAAUUUGACCUGUUUUGCAAAAUCAUUCAUUUGUCAUAAGUGCUCUUUUAUUUGCGUCCAAGUUCCAGAAAAUAAUUAGAUGAAUUUCCUUUCAUUUGUAUAGUAUUUAAUUAACUGGAAUAUUGAUAAAACUGUAUUGUAUGCUGUUACUGUGAUAUAAAAUUUAUCAUAGUGUGACAUAAGAUUUCGGUCAUACCGCCCACCCCUACAUUGCGGUAAUAAUAAAAAUUUAAAAAAAUUACAAACUAAAAAAUAGGAACUUCACACUCAUGUUGCAAUGAAAAAUUGGGAUAUUUUUACUGGCCGCUUUAAGUUGGCAUCAACUUUAGAAUUGCACUGCAUGACAGCGAUCCACAAACGGAGGAAAAGAGAUGCUGCUGGGGUUCCAUUACUGAUGUUUGUUGUCAGCAGUGAUGAAUAUGAAAUAGUUCUUUAUCCUUGUCUCUCUGCAGACUCUCAUGUUAACCUAUGCAAUACUAAUGCUUCAUCUUGUAGAUUUCAGUAGAGGUCUUUGCCCUGUGGGUAUCGUUUGACUCGUGUUGUUGUGCAAAAUCAAAGAUUCCUUUUAUGUGCUUUUUGUUCAGAGAAGAAGAAUAUUUAUGACCAUGUUUAUCCCCAGAUUUGGAACCUCAUUGGUCUCUGUAGCAAACUCCCCUCAGCCCAGUGUUACAACAGUGAUGGGUUCAUGUGCACCUUCUAUUUUUGUGAAAAUACAAAACCAAUUAACAAAGAAAGGUGUGUUAAAUAAACAUGUGAAUGUGAA